GCCGGGCGGGGCCUGGGCCCGGCGGUGCCGCCCCUGCAGCCGCGGCGCGGCCCGGCCCGGCCCGGCAUGAGGCUGAGCCGGGCGGCCGUGCUGGCACAGGCCAAGGCGGCCGCGCUCGACGGCGUCCGCCGCCUCAACUGCUGGGGCAGCCACCUGACGGAUAUAUCCAUAUGCCGGGAUUUGCCCAACAUUGAGGUGAUCACGUUCAGCGUGAAUGGCAUCUCGGACCUCGAGCCGCUGCACCAGUGCCAGAAUCUGAGCGAGCUCUACCUGAGGAAGAACAACAUCACGAGCCUGGAUGAGCUGUUCUACCUGAAGACGCUGCCGCGGCUGCGGGUGCUGUGGCUGGCAGAGAACCCCUGCUGCGGGCCCGACCCGCACCGCUACCGCAUGACCGUGCUGCGCAACCUGCCCAGCCUGCAGAGGCUCGACAACCAGGCGGUGACAGAGGAAGAGCUGUCGCAGGCGCUGGUGGAUGGCGUGGAGAUCACGGCCCCGCCGGCCCGCAGGAGCGUGGAGAGCGGCUGGUCCGAGUCCACGGCGUCCAGCGCCGCCGGGUCCGCCACGGAGCGCGACAGCGAGCUCAGCUGCAGCCUGCAGGACACAAACAAAACUCAGGAGGAGCUUGAUAUGAAGCUUGUUCCCAGGGAUAAAUAUUCCUCCUUUUCCCCUCAAGAGACAGAUUGCAGCUGCAAGAAGACAAACAAUGUCCUGAAUGCCAUCCUGCUUCUCAUGAAGGAACUGGACUCAGAGGGGCUGGAGAUCAUCCAGCAGACCGUGGCGAGGAGGCUCCAGGCCUUCCAGAAGAAGGAGCUGCAGGAGGAGUGACACCGCCCAUCCCCCUGGAGCCCCCGCCCCGCGGCGCUGGCCUGCCCACACCCCUGGCUGCAGCCAGAGCCUCGGUGCUCCCUGCUCUGCUUCUCGUGCGAGGGCAUGGGAUGGGAUGGGCUGCUCCUUCUCUGGAGAUUGCCUGCUUGUGCAGCAGGCUUUGACACUGUGUGUGGCUGGGGCUCUUGGAUGGGAGCUGUGGGCAAAUGAGCAAACAGAAGGGAGCAGGGCUGCAGACAGAGGUGCUGAGGGAUCCGCAGGGGAGCAGAGCCUGCUGAUGGCUGGGAAGAUCUCUGCCCCUCAGCCAGCCUGGGGGUGCACAGCACCUCUGAGAGCAGUUUGUACCACAGAGAUUUGGUUUGGUGAGGGCUGACAUUGCCUGAGAUAAUCACUGAGGACUGUCUGGUGCAGGUUGUGAAGGUCAGUGUCCAGUUACUAAUUUAUUUUCCAGGUCCUAGCUGACUUCCUCAGGUCCUUGCUGUUGUAUGCAGCGCCUGCAGCCCAAAGGAAAGCUCGGAGCAGCCUAGGUGAACCAGAAAUCACUCCCACAUCCUGAAUGCUCAGCUGUCCUCUCACCCCAAUGUUCCCUGCAGGCAUUAGAGCAGCUUAAGGAAACAUCCCAGUUAAAAGGCCCUGAGCAUUCUGCCUGCUUUGCACAGGCAUCAGGGUGGGGUUGCUCUUUAACUGAUAAAGCUGCAUUUACCAAGUUUUGUAGAGCUGUUAAGUACAAACUGAACCGUUGUGACAUACCAAAUAAACCCAAUUAUCCCUCAA
Prinia subflava (tawny-flanked prinia) is the source of this 1602-nucleotide messenger RNA. It is a transcript of the gene CFAP410, whose product is annotated as cilia and flagella associated protein 410. The record is from RefSeq and is a predicted model, not a curated record. Lineage: Eukaryota; Metazoa; Chordata; Aves; Passeriformes; Cisticolidae. The transcript has 7 exons. Gene Ontology annotation, biological process: cytoskeleton organization. The coding region runs from base 67 to 828 and encodes 253 amino acids. Gene Ontology annotation, molecular function: protein binding.